Messenger RNA from Polyodon spathula (Mississippi paddlefish), 2956 nucleotides. RefSeq names its product mannosidase, alpha, class 2B, member 1 (gene man2b1). Lineage: Eukaryota; Metazoa; Chordata; Actinopteri; Acipenseriformes; Polyodontidae. Gene Ontology annotation, biological process: mannose metabolic process. Bases 3 to 2387 code for a protein of 794 amino acids. The record is from RefSeq and is a predicted model, not a curated record. Gene Ontology annotation, molecular function: carbohydrate binding; alpha-mannosidase activity. Gene Ontology annotation, cellular component: lysosome. The transcript has 20 exons.
AGAUGGGUUUCGACGGCUUCUUCUUCGGGCGUCUGGACUAUCAGGACAAGCGGGCCCGGCUGCAGAACAAGGAGAUGGAGCUGCUGUGGAGAGCAAGCGCCAACCUGAAGCCUCCCGCAGGGGACCUCUUCACAGGCGUGCUCCCGAAUGGCUACAACCCCCCCGAUGGGUUCUGCUGGGACCAGUCCUGCUCAGACGCUCCCAUCAUGGACGACAAGACAAUGGAGGAUUACAAUGUGGACAAAAUCGUGCAGAGAUUCAUUGAGACAGCACACGCUCAGGCCUCUCACUACCGGACGAAUCACAUCAUCAUGACGAUGGGCUCAGACUUCCAGUAUGAGAACGCCAACCUGUGGUACAAGAACCUGGACAAGCUGAUCCACCACGUCAACCUGCAGACGAGCGAGACCAAUGUGCACGCGCUCUACUCCACUCCCUCCUGCUACCUGAACGGGCUCCACAACGCCAACAUCAGCUGGUCGAUGAAGUAUGAUGAUUUCUUCCCCUACGCAGAUAAUGCCCACAACUUCUGGACGGGGUAUUUCACCAGCCGCCCCGCCCUCAAACGAUACGAGCGAAUCAGCAACAACUUCCUGCAGGUCUGCACUCAGUUGGAGGUGCUGGGAGGCAAAGUGUCAAGGGAUGGACCCUACGGCAAAGCAGACAGCGAUACUCUCAAGAGGGCGAUGGCCGUGGCCCAGCAUCACGACGCGGUGUCGGGGACGGAGAAGCAGCACGUAGCGGACGACUAUGCAAGGAGACUGUCCCGGGGCUGGGACCAGUGCCAGAUUCUGGUGGCUAACGCCAUGUCAGCUCUGACUGGGAGUCGGGGGCCUGUCGUCUUCUGUGAGAAUCUCAACAUCAGCGUGUGCCCCACGUCAGAAUCCUCCCAGAAGUUCUCGGUGAUCCUGUAUAACCCGCUGGCUCGCAGGGUGAGCUGGCCAGUGCGCCUCCCAGUCAACGGCUCCCAGUUCAGUGUGACAGACUCGUCCGGGCAGCCUGUCGACAGUGAGGUGGUUCCUGUCUCGAAUGCCACGCGGGCACUGCGCCGGGACCGCGGGUACUCUGUCAACGAACUCGUCUUCCUCUCCUCCCUUCCUGAACUCGGAUUCACCACCUACACCGUGUCUAGAAUGGCGCAGAACAACCUUCGAGCCACCAGGGUGCAGCAGAGCAAGCGGGACAAGCCAAUGAGCAUCCAGAACGAGUUCUUCAGGGUGAACUUUGACCCUCAGACCGGCCUGCUGAGUGAGAUCCAGAGUCUGGAUAUGAAGAGAACCCUGCCAAUCAAACAGAACUUCUACUGGUAUAACGCCAGCAGAGGGAAUUACGAGAGCUCGCAGACCUCUGGAGCCUACAUCUUCAGACCCAACUCCUCUGAACCAAUCCCUGUGAGCAGCAGCGCCCAGACCUACACUGUGCAGAACGCGGUGGUGCAGGAGAUGUAUCAGAACUUCAGCUCCUGGUGCUCUCAGGUGGUGCGUCUCUACCGGGCCCAGAACAUCCUGGAGCUAGAGUGGACAGUGGGGCCCAUUCCCGUGGGGGAUGGUCUGGGGAAGGAGAUCAUCACUCGCUUCGACACUCCCUUGAAGACAGCCGGACUGUUCUACACUGACUCCAACGGGAGGGAGAUCCUGGAGAGGAGGAGGAACUUUCGCCCCACCUGGACUCUGAAGCAGACGGAGCCUGUAGCCGGGAACUACUACCCAGUGAACAGCCGCAUCUACAUCAAGGACUCGGACACUCAGCUCACCCUCCUGACUGAUCGCUCCAUGGGAGGCAGCAGCAUCCAGGACGGCUCUGUGGAGCUCAUGCUGCACCGGCGCCUCCUGCUGGAUGAUUUCCGGGGUGUGGGAGAGGCCCUCUCCGAGCCAGGAGAUUACUACGACGGGCUGGUGGUGCGCGGCCGCCUGCUCGUCUUUCUCUCGCCCCCCGAGUCUGCGGCAGAGCUGCACCGCCCCCAAGCACAGCAGGAGUGGCUGCAGCCCCAGAUCCUCCUGCAGCCAGGGGGCGCCAAGCAGGAGUUCUCUGCAGUGGUCAGCGCGCUCCCUGUCAAUGUUCAUCUCCUCACACUGUCUCAGUGGGACUCUGACACUGUGCUGCUGAGGCUGGAGCACCAGUUUGAGAAGAACGAGAGCAGCACCCACUCCCUGCCCGCCACUGUGGACCUGCAGAAAGUCUUCUCUCGGUUCAGCGUCAAAGGGCUGAGGGAGCUGACUCUGGGAGCCAAUCAGUGGAGAGACGAGAUGUCCAGACUGGCCUGGAGGAGCUCGGGAGGCUGGUCUCGUCUGGAGAGUUGGUCGGCUGACCCUGACGACCCCCCCACUCUGGUCACUCUGCAGCCCAUGGAGAUUCGCACCUUCCUGCUCAAGAUCCAGCUCCACUGAUCAAUAAUCAGGAAAGCGAGGGGGGAGAGCACAGCCCUGGCCAAAAGAUUUGCACCACUUACAAUUUUAGGAUCGAGACAUAAUUUAAAAAAAAAAAAAAAAAAAAAAAAAAAGUGUCGAGGUCCUGUUACUCAGCAGUUUCACUGGACUCUGUGAAGCAUGCUGAGGUCUCUCUAUAGGAGGAGGCGAUGCUUGUCCGAAGCUGCAGGUUAUUGUAACACACAGACACAUUCAGGGAAUGGGCAGCCUGGCAGAGCAGCCCUGCCCAGCUUCAAACAGGAGAUUUCAGUCCAACUGCAAACUGGAGCCUGUAUUCAUGAGAGCGAUUCUUUCCAGUGUUAAUUCAGGGUUCUGAGUGCGGGGUCUCUCUCUCUCUCUCUCUCUCUCUCUCUCUCUCUCUCUCUCUCUCUCUCUCUCUCUCUCUCUCUCUCUCUCUUAUGCAACCCUUUCUUUACCUGCCAAAAGUCCUCAAUGAGAUGCUGUUAUUCUCGGUGCAUUUAUUUUGUGUGUGAUUCAGUAUGUGGCCUUUUUUGAUCUGUAAGAAAACAAUAAACGAUGUUUGAAAUCCG